GAAAUGUUGCAAAAUGUUGCAGUGAAUGAAUGAGACCGUCGUCAUAAAACCGUUCGGUGCUUCAUUUUAUUCAUUUUUAGUCCUGAGAUAAUGAAUACAUGGGUUUAAACCUUUUUAUUAAUCUGGCAAUUUAAGUAACGUUAAUGCUCACUAACAACUGAGCUGAAGAACUUGAACGCUUCUCGAUAGUUACUGUUUACAUUACGAUGGUGACUGUAGUGGAGCUGCUGAGUCUCCUGCUGGUGUCUGUGCUCUGGGGCUGCACCAACCCUUUCCUAAAGAAGGGCACAGAGGGGAUAGAAAAUGUCCAACACAACAACAACAACAACAACAACAGAGUAUCACAGCUACUGGCUGAGGUCAAGUUUCUUUUCCUAAACAUCAAGUAUCUGGUCCCAUUUCUCCUGAACCAGAGUGGCUCUUUGGUCUACUAUUAUACCCUUUCCACCACAGACUUAUCGCUUGCUGUGCCUGUGGCCAACUCUCUCACCUUCCUUUGCACUCUACUCACUGGCAAGUUACUGGGUGAAGAGUUUGGAGGCAAACAGGCUGUCGCAGGGAUGCUCCUCACCAUGGCUGGCAUCACUCUUUGUGUUAUAAGCUCCAUGGAUGGUGAAGACACUGGGAAGCAGAAUAUGACCCAGGCAGCACACUAAAGGAGAUGACGAUUAAAACAAAUUCUCCUAUACCUUUUGAGUCAUUCCUUAGUAGUCGAUGAAAAACCGGCCAAAGCAAAGUUGGAGCAGGACUAGAGGGGGCAAUUUAGAUUCAUACAGCGACUCCUUAGAGCUACGGUUCUGGUGGGAGAUUUGUGCCUAAAUGAAGUCAGCAAGCGCUUCAAAAGACCUGUCCAGAAACUCUUACACCAUGUUGAAAGGGAAGUGGGUUCAUGUAGGGUUCACCUCAAGGCUAGACUAGAUUUAUGGUUCUUGCAUAGAAGUUGGUGCUUGUUAACUUUUAAUUUCAAGCACUCUGCUGCCCUACCACGUGACUUGCAUCUGCAUAAAUGCUAUAGAGACCGCAUACGAAUAAGGCUGUUGUUUGAAAUGGACCAAUUAGAUCUAACCUCCUUGUUUAACGGGGACAUUUUACUGCGGGUGCCUUCUGUCUGCUGUGGUGUGGGUUUGGGGAAGAGCAGGACACAGGAGUGGACAAAUUGCUGUUUAGCUCAAAGCUGUUUUUCAAUGACUUAUUUCCCUUGCUGCCUUGUUUACAUGAUGUAUUACUGAGUUAAAUAUAGCACUGUUUAGUUUUGUGAAAGAAGAUGAACAAGGACUUAGUUGUUUUUAAUAGUUACAUUGUUGUAUGCUCUGUAAACGUACAAAUUUAAGAAAUAACAGUAACGUACAUAGUGAUGUAUAUUUUUAUUGCCACAGUAUUUAAUUGACACAAAACACUGUGCAAAUGACUUUGUUUGGCUGAUAUUUUAUUAAUAAAUUGUUGACAAAACACGA
Molecule: messenger RNA, 1454 nt
Organism: Perca flavescens (yellow perch)
Lineage: Eukaryota; Metazoa; Chordata; Actinopteri; Perciformes; Percidae
Gene: tmem234
Product: transmembrane protein 234
Exons: 5
Coding region: 207-656 (149 amino acids)
Source: RefSeq, a predicted model, not a curated record